This is a messenger RNA of Emiliania huxleyi CCMP1516, 3278 nucleotides long. RefSeq lists its product as hypothetical. Lineage: Eukaryota; Haptophyta; Isochrysidales; Noelaerhabdaceae. The record is from RefSeq and is a predicted model, not a curated record. The transcript has 7 exons. The coding region runs from base 1 to 3030 and encodes 1009 amino acids.
AUGCCGCGAUCGAAGCUGGCCACGCUCGGCAAAGCACAGGCGGCACUGAGCCGUCGCGGACGCGAGACCUUCUCCUUCCGCUUCGACGUCGAGAUUGGUAACGUCGCAGGCCUCGAGGCGCUCGAGGGCUCCGCAGUCGCAAUAGCGCGCGCCACCAAAGUGGUGACCACCCGCGCGCUUCCCGUCGGCGGCGGCGGCGUGGUCGCCUUUGGGCAGAGCCUCUCGACGGUGGCGACGCUCUAUGCGUCCAAGAAGCUGUCUCGCUCCUUCUCGGAGAAGAACUUUCGCCUCUCGCUCGUCGUCGCCGCGGGCGGAGCCAAAAAGAAGGAGCUCGCCCACGCCGACGUCAACCUCGCCGGCCUCGCGACGCGGGGCGGCCCGCCGGCAAGAACAGAGCAGCUUGUGCGGCUCGGGUCCAAGGCGGUGCCCGCGGCGACGUGUGAGAUGGUGGUGGUGGCGACCCAGCUGGCGCAGCUCGACGACGACGAGAUCUCGAUCACCUCGGCGAUGCCCGGCUGCUCCUCCGCCGCCUCGAGCGCCUCGAGCCGGACGUGGGGCAGAGGCGCCGACUCAGAGCAGGCGCACCCCUCUAGCAGCGGAGCUCGCCCUCGCACCGCGCGGCAUCGGAGGAGGAUGGAGGAGGAGGAGGAGGAGGAGUACGAGCGGCCGUUUGGGCUCUCGAGCCGGCUGUCGGAGGAGGAGACGCACGAGGGCGGCUGGAUCGACACGCCGCCAAAGCCGAGCGGUGGCGGGCCGGCGGCCACGCGAAGCCCGUUUGACGCGAAGCCAGAGGAGGAGGAGGAGGAGGAGGAGGAGGAGGCGCCUGCGCCGUCGGCCGAAGUGUCGCAGGCGCCGUUCCAGCGUGCCGUGGCGGCGGAGACAGACGGCGCCGCGCGACACUUCCAGGCGGAGGAGGGGGAGGGCUGCAGCCCGGAGGUUGCCACCUCGGGGUACAGCUCGUCCUCGUCCGCCCCGUGCGACGCCUCGUGGUCUCGCGACACGACGGCCGAGGACGAGCUGCACACGGCAAGGAGCGGCCAGGCCGAGGCAGAGGCGCAGCUCGCCGAGGCAGAGGCGCAGCUCGUCCAGCUGCGCGACGAGGCGAAGCAGACUGCGGACGGCUACACGGCGGCGGAGGCGGCGGCGGAGGAGGCGCGCGCGCGAGCGAGCGAGCUCGAGUUGCUGCUCGGCGAGGGCGGCGCCCCCGAGGCGAUGGAGCUGGCUGCGCUGCGCGCGUCGCUGCGCGAGGCGCAGGCCGAGGUUGCGAGGCUGUCCAGGGAGAGGGAGCAGCUGGGCGCCGAAAAGGCGGCGGCGGAGGCGGCGGCGGCGGCGGCGGCCGCGGAAGCAGCAGAGGAGGUCGCCGCGCUCCGAGUGUUUGGGGAGGAGCAGCAGGAGCUCGCACGGCGGGCGGCGGCGGAGAACGGCGUCGCCGCCUCUCUCGGCCGCGCCAAGGGCGAGAAGACGCCGCGCGAGCGGAUGGCUGAGGCGGAGGCGGACGCCACCGCCGCCUCGCUCCGGGCCGACAAGGCUGAGGCGGCGGCCGCAGCAGCAGUCGCGGCGGCUGCAGCAGCGGCCGCGGCGCAGGCGGUGGCCGAGGCGGCCGCGGCCGAGUCGAGCUCGCGCGCGGACGCCGCCGAGCGGAGGCAAGCCGAUGUGGAGGCGGAGUCGGCCGCCGCCGCCGCCACCGCGGCGGCGGCGGGGACGGCGGCAGGGACGGCGGCGGCGGCGGCGGCGGCGGCGGCGGCGGCGGCCGAGUCGCGAGCCUCUGCGGCCGAGAAGGAGAAGGAGGAGGCGGAGAGGCGGCUGAGCGCUCUGGCGGAGGCGGUGCAGCGCGCUGUUCGAGGUGGGGAGAGCGAGUCGGACGGCGGGGAGGGCGGCGGCGGGGAGGGAGCAGUCGAGCUGCGGGACGGCGAGCUGACUGAGCUUGUCAGCCGGCUGGAGGCGCUGUCGGCUGCGGCGGUCGUGGGCGCCGCCGACGUCCGCCACUGGCAGGCGGAGGCGGAGCGUGCGCAGGCGGAGGCGGAGCGUGCGCAGGCGGAGGCGGAGCGUGCGCAGGCGGAGGCGGAGGAGCAACGGGAGCGAGCCGCGACGGCCGAGGCGGCAGCUGACUCCGCAGCGGCCGGGGCCGCGGCCGGGGCGGCGGCUGGGGCGGCGGCCGAGGCGGCGGCCGCCGAGGCGGCUGCGGCGAAGGAGGCGGCCGAGGUGGCUGCAGCGGAAGCGGCGGAGGCGGCGGAGGCGGCCCUGGAGGAGGCGGCCGCAGAGGCGGCGGAGGAGCGGCGAAGGGCGGAGGCGGCGGAGGCGGCGCUGGAGGAGGCGGAGGCUGCGCUGGUGGCGGCGCAGGCGGCGCAGGCGGCGCAGGCGGCGCAGGCGGCGCAGGCGGCGCAGGCGGCGCAGGCGGAGGAAGCAGCACAGGCGAGGCAACCGGCGGCGCAGCCGGCAGAGGCUUCGCGGGAGGAGGCGGCUGCAGAGGCUGCUGCGAGCGGGGAGGAGACGCUUUCCCCUCCGCGCGGGGUCCGUGGUCUCUCCGACCUCGCGGCGCGGCUCGAGCAGGCGGGCGGGCUCGACGACGCGUCCAACUCCGAGGGGGAGGAGGGCGCGUCGGAGGGGGGCGACACGGCGGACGAGGAGGAGUCCGCGGACGGGGAGGAGGGCGGGCGGGGGGGCGGCGCUGCUGGGGCGGGGCGCAGCGGGGCGGACUUCCUCACAAAGGCCACCGACGAUUUGUGGGCGGCUGCCGUCAUCAGCCGCGCCGCUCGCAACUGGCUGAUUGGGUUCCGCCGCCGGCUGGCCGAGGCGCUGGUGAUGGCCAAGCUGCGGAUUGCGGAGCUCGAGUUCGAGGCGGACGAGGCGCGAGGAAAGUCGCGUCGGCUCGCGGCGCAGCUCGAGGCUGCGAGCAGCGCCGGCGGCGCCGAGGCGCUGCAGCGGACCAACCAGCUCGAGGCGGCGUUGGCCGAGGCGGAGGCGGACAACGCGAAGCUGCGGCGCGAUCGGCUGGCGAUGCUGACCAACGGAAAGGCGAGGAGCGGCUGAGCCUUGUUUCGCAUCGUUCGGGAGGCAGUGGCGUAUUUUGUCCAGACGCGCCCGUGCUGUGUGGGCCCCGGGCCGGGGUGUCGCGGGAUUCUCUCUUCACUUCUCUCUUCUCACGGCUCGUGACGACGCACCGGGUGCAGCACACCACGCCAAGCCGAGCGACCAUGUGCGCGCGCGCUGUGCACACCGCACUCAUCAUUCUCAUCUUGUGUAACACUUCUCGCAUGCGAAAUUGAAUGUUGAAAACG